AACGGGUCGGACCCGAAUAAGGUUUUCUAGAGAAGUCCGAUAGCUUCGGGUUGGAUCUUGGCUUCUACGAUCCGAACCCGAUAAAGGAGCUCUUCUUUAUGAGAGUUGGAACUCCGGCGAGCGGCGGCGACGGAGAGAGAGAGAGAGAGAGAGAUGAGUUCUUCUUCGUCUUCGCAGACGCAUCGGAGGAAAGGAGGAGAGCAGGAGGAGAAGGAGAGGCCUAGGUUCUUUGAUGCAAAGGCGAAGGCUUUCUGCUGGCAAAGAGCGGAUGUGGUGCCGGGGCGCCACCCGGAGCGGUGGCGUAAGGACUCCGCCGGAAACGUUGUUUGCAAACGCUUCUGCAACUGCCAUGGAUGUCUGUGUUAUGAGUAUGAUCACAUCAUUCCCUACUCUAAAGGUGGAGAGUCGACAGCAGAGAAUUGCCAAAUUCUCCAAACAAGGGUGAACAGAUACAAAGCUGAUAAGGAGUGGAUGGACAAGAAAGAGUUGGAAGGUUUCUCCUGCGACAUAAAGUUCACCGAUAAGGAGCUUGAUAUAAUUGAAAUGGCAGUGUAUGGAGAUGUAAUUCGACCGGGAAAUCAGUGUCGUUGCAGAACAAUUGCUGAAAUGCUUGGCCAAGUGAAGGCGAAAAGCCCAUUGGCUGCUUGUGAGCUUCCAUAUAAAGAAUCAUCUUAAUAGGUCAGAUUAUUGAACUCAUGAUUAGGAAAACAACUUUGAUUUUUCACAUUGUCAUUCUGAAUCUCUGAUUGAAAAACAUUGUCUUGUAUGAUGAUCAUAAUUGUCAUUCUAAUGGAAAAGUAUUCUCAUAAUCUUGCAUGAUUA
Molecule: messenger RNA, 822 nt
Organism: Dioscorea cayenensis subsp. rotundata (Guinea yam)
Lineage: Eukaryota; Viridiplantae; Streptophyta; Magnoliopsida; Dioscoreales; Dioscoreaceae
Exons: 3
Coding region: 154-675 (173 amino acids)
Molecular function (GO): nucleic acid binding; endonuclease activity; zinc ion binding
Source: RefSeq, a predicted model, not a curated record